Molecule: messenger RNA, 411 nt
Organism: Linum trigynum
Lineage: Eukaryota; Viridiplantae; Streptophyta; Magnoliopsida; Malpighiales; Linaceae
Source: the annotation of a GenBank genome assembly
AUGAGUUCACUGCAGUUCUGGUCCUACAAGAUUGAUCUACACCAGGAUGCUAUGAAUCGUCCUCUUGCAGAGUUGGAUGAUUCUCUCAAACUUCUUCAUUAUUACAUCACUAGGGUGUAUUUCCCUCCGACAGGUUCCCUGAAUGUCGUCAUCCCUCAUGAUUGCUGGAUUAUGUCGCAUGUUGUCUCCGACAUGUCUCUCAGUUAUCCUCAUCUAUUGUUUGGAGCGAUCAUAGAUGAUGCUGCCAACGAGUCUCCUACGGAUGGACUGCCUUUUGCUGGCUUGGUUACUCAGCUGCUUCAUCGUGUGGGAGUUCCUCUCACUGACUUUGUCUUUGCCCCUACUGACUUUGUCAGUCCCACUCUUGAUGAUGUUCUCGGGGCUGUCGGGCUACCCCCUUCAUUGAUUUAA